Messenger RNA from Acanthoscelides obtectus, 1985 nucleotides. Lineage: Eukaryota; Metazoa; Arthropoda; Insecta; Coleoptera; Chrysomelidae. The record is from the annotation of a GenBank genome assembly.
GUUUAUUUGUUGACUGUGAACUCUUUGUUCCGUUGUGUUAAAGCAGCUAAUAUACAGUGAGUCGUGAGUGAAAAAUUGGUAGAAAUAGACAAUAAUUAAAGACAAGUGUGUGUAGUUUGUGGCAGACCAUACUGGAAGUAAUCCAACGUGAGUUUUCGUGUUUUUCCAACUCGUUCGUCGUGCUGCCAGUUACUGAAAUGGAUUUGGUUGGCUCAGAUCAUUGUGAGGAUCAGAACCCGGAUGUCGAUAUCAGAACAAGUAGCAAUAGGAUGUCUGAACCUGCAGAGAUCAUCAUUGAAUAUGAGCACACCUUCACAAGUACCGAUGCCAAAAUUGGACAUUCUACUCCUAAGCGGAAAAGGAAUGAAUCUAUGAGUGCUGCAGUUAGAGAUGGAGGGCUGAAGAGACUGACAAGUCCUCAAUCAGACAACUGUGAUGUCUUGUCAAUAUCUUCAACUACAGUGACAGCAUCUGAAUGCAAUAUAAGUAACAACUCUGACACUGUUUUGGCAAGAAAUGAUAGUUCAAUUACUCUGUCGGCCAGCUCAUUGUCAGCAACAGUUACUGCAAGCUCUGAUGAUGAACCUAGAGAACUACCAAGCAUCUCGGGGAAAAUGACUAGGCAUAGGCAAAUAAUGCAGCAAAGGUGAGUUCAAGUUUUCAAAAUUGAUAAUGAUGAGCACACAAAGUAAUAUCUAUUAUUUCAGAUCCAAAAUGCAUAAGCAUGUAUGGAACAUUUCUGGCAAAACUGUAGGUAGCGCAGAAAAAACAAUAGCGUCUCUGAAAAAGAAAAUUAAAAAUCUUCAGCAGCAAAAUCGCAGACUGAAGUCUAAAGUAUAUUCCCAGCAAUCAUUAAUGGAGUAUUUGAGGGAGACAUGUGGUUUGACGCCAAAUGCAGGACUAGUUUUGAAUGCAUCAGUGGAUGAUGGCACAAAGGAAAUUCUGAAACGAUUUAUCAAGGGGAAGUCAAAACAAAAAUAUAAUGCUUCUCUCAGAGCUUUUGCAUUAACUUUGCAUUUUUAUAGCUCAAAAGCUUACGAUUUUGUGAGAGAGCAAUUCAAUAAAAGUCUACCACACCCCCAUACUCUAAUAAAAUGGUACCAACGGAUAAAUGGUGCACCUGGCUUCAGCAUGGAGGCAAAAAACAACUUACUGUGUAAAGUACAAACGGAACAGAAGCAUGGCCGUAAAGUUUUGUGCAAUCUGGUCAUGGAUUCAAUGGCAAUUAGGCGGCGAAUAGAAUGGAAUGGCCAAAAGUGGACAGGAUACAUUGACUUGGGUUUUGAUAUGGAUGGAGAUAAACUUCCUGAGGUUAAAGAAGCAUUGGUUAUGAUGCUAGUGGCUAUAAAUGGCAAAUGGAAGCUACCUGUAGGAUACUUCUUCAUCAAUGGUCUAAGUGGAGAGGAACAGGCAAACUUAGUAUCAAAUCUUCUUACUUUUAUUCACGAUACAGGUGUUAUCAUUUGUUCAGUAACAUUUGAUGGGGCCUCUCAAAAUAUUUCGAUGAUAAAACACUUGGGAGCUGAUCUGAAAAUUGUAAACUUAAAAACCUGGUUCCCACAUCCAGUUGAUUCGCACAGGGUGUACGUUUAUCUCGAUCCAUGUCACAUGCUAAAAUUAAUCAGGAACUGCUUAGCAACUUAUAAAAAUUUCAAGACAGAUCAAAAUGAGUUAGUUUCUUGGGAAUACUUUGAAAAGUUGGUAAACAUUCAAAACAAUGAAGGCUUAAGAGCUGCUACCAAAAUUAAAGAAAGACAUGUGAAAUGGGAAAAUGAAAAAAUGAAGGUAUGCCUAGCAGCACAAACAUUCAGUAAAAGUGUUGCUGAUGCACUGAGGUUUCUGGAAACAGAUUUAGGUUUGAAAGAAUUUGAAGGUGCUUCAGCAACUGCCAACUUUGCUGAAAUGAUAAAUAAUAUUUUUGACAUUUUUAAUAGUAAUUCGAGAUACUCAAAAUACGAAUUCAAACAAGGCUUAGAUGUCAAUAA